Messenger RNA from Rhodotorula toruloides NP11, 684 nucleotides. Its product is annotated as uracil phosphoribosyltransferase. The transcript has 7 exons. The record is from RefSeq and is a predicted model, not a curated record. NCBI's taxonomy places the organism in Eukaryota, Fungi, Basidiomycota, Microbotryomycetes, Sporidiobolales, Sporidiobolaceae. The coding region runs from base 1 to 684 and encodes 227 amino acids.
AUGGCCAGCCUGCCCGCACACCUCGCCAACGCGCCCUCCGACCUUCCUCCGAACGCCUGCCCGCUCCCGCGCACCGGCCAACUCGCUGGCUUGCUCACGAGCAUCCGCGACAAGAACACCAACCGGGGCGACUUUAUCUUCUACUCGGACAGGAUCAUUCGGCUGCUCGUCGAGGAGGGCUUGAACCACCUUCCUGUUGUCGAGAAGACCGUGACGACUCCGACAGGUCUCGAAUACAAGGGCGUCGGCUUUGAGGGCAAGAUCUGCGGCGUAUCGAUCAUGCGGGCGGGAGAGUCGAUGGAAGCCGGUUUGCGGGAAUGCUGCCGCGCCGUCCGGAUAGGCAAGAUCCUGAUCCAGCGAGACGAGGAGACGGCGCAGGCCAAGCUCUUCUACGCCAAGCUCCCCGACGACAUCGCCAACCGGUACUGCCUGCUUCUCGACCCUAUGCUAGCUACCGGCGGCUCAGCCAUCAAAGCCAUCGAAGUCCUGAUCGACCACGGCGUCCCGCAAGAACGUAUCAUCUUCCUCAACCUCGUGUCGUGCCCCGAAGGCCUGCAAGCGAUGUACGACGUCUACCCGCAGGUCAAGAUCGUCACGGCUUGGGUGGACGAGAAGCUAAAUGAGCAGAAGUACAUCGUUCCCGGCUUGGGAGACUUUGGCGACCGCUACUUCACCUCCAACUAA